AUGGUUCUCGGGAAGCACUUCAUCGGCGACAUCAAAUCACCCGUCGAAAGGGCCUUAAAAUGCCUUCUCGAAGUAAACCCCGGACUGGGACUCAUCGAAUCACACAAAGGCGGAAGUGGCCAUGAACCCGCUCACGCCGGAUUCGUAGGCAACGGUAUGCUAGAUAUCGCCGUCGCCGGUGAUAUCUUCGCCUCUCCAUCUGCUGCUCAGAUACUAGUAGGCUUGAAAGCAAUCAAGGGCACCAAAGGAACCCUCAUGAUCGUAAAAAACUAUACAGGUGACAAACUUAACUUCGGCCUAGCAGCCCAAAAGGCCCGUUCCGAAGGCCAAGAAGUUUCAGUCGUCUUCGUAAAUGAAGAUGCUUCGCUUGAUGCCGAAUCUCUAGUCGGUAGAAGAGGUCUUGCCGGUACGGUUUUUGUGCAUAAAAUCGCUGGAGCUGCUGCGUCUCGAGGACUUGGCCUCUCAGAGGUUACGAGGAUUGCGCAAAAGGUGGCGGAUAGUGUUACCACUGUUGGUGUUAGUUUGGAUAGGUGUAGUGUCCCUGGGAGGGGUGGACAAGAGGGACUUGGGGGUGGUGAAUUGGAGUACGGGAUGGGCAUACACAACGAACCCGGUGUCCUCCGCACCAACCUCACAGACCUCUCUUCAACUGUCUCAAAAGUCUUAUCCUACCUUCUAUCCCCAUCCUCACCCGUAUCCUUCCACAAAAAAGACACCAUCGCCGUCUUAAUCAACAAUCUCGGCGGCCUAAGCAUCCUAGAACUCAACGUAAUCGCCCAGGAAGUUCUAACCCAACUCUCAAACGGUCCCCAGCAGUUCACCAUCUCUAGAAAAUACAUCGGAUCCUUCAUGACCAGUCUCGACGGUCCCGGUUUUUCAAUCACAAUCCUCAAACACGACGAUGAGAUUUUGGGAUUACUAGACGAACAAACCGAAGUUCAAGCCUGGCCGAAGCAAUUUACUGAUGAAGAAUACACACCCGUCGAAUCUCGAAUUACUCAAUACUCACCACCAAAUAAACCCACAUACUCACCCAACCCCCACCUCAUCGUCCCCGCAAACCUGCUAACCAAAAUCUCUUCAUCCCUUCUAACAAAAAUCCAAUCCGAAGAACCAACAAUCACAAAAUACGACACACUAGUCGGCGACGGCGACUGCGGAACCACCCUACUAAAGGGCGUAACAUCCAUCAACGACGCCUUCAAAAACGGAAAAGUAGAUACGACAGAUCUAUCAACCACCUUUGAAUCCAUCGCAGAAAUAGUAGAAUCUAGUAUGGGCGGUACAUCCGGUGCCAUCUACGGUAUCUUUCUUAACGCAUUUGUAAACAAUCUUAGAAACUCUAACGAUGGAGAAAAAAGUCUUCAGACUAUCCUUCAGAAAUCACUUUCCAAUGCUUUACAGGAGCUUUGUACAUUUACACUGGCAAGGAAGGGACAUAGAACCCUGAUGGACACGCUCAUUCCAUUCGUUGAAACCUUCCAGCGGACAGGAGAUCUCAAUAAAGCAGUGGAAGAAGCCGGGAAAGGGUGCGAAGAGACUAAAAAGAUGGAAGCUAAAUUGGGGAGGGCGAGUUACGUUAGUCACGAACAGGUGGAGAAGGAUGGAGGAGUGAUGGACCCCGGAGCUUUGGGAUUGAAAUGCAUUCUGGAAGUAUUGGGUCAAGAAUUGGCAUAA
This is a messenger RNA of Orbilia oligospora ATCC 24927, 1677 nucleotides long. RefSeq lists its product as uncharacterized. Gene Ontology annotation, molecular function: glycerone kinase activity; ATP binding. The transcript has 5 exons. Bases 1 to 1677 code for a protein of 558 amino acids. Gene Ontology annotation, biological process: glycerol catabolic process. The record is from RefSeq and is a predicted model, not a curated record. Gene Ontology annotation, cellular component: cytosol. Lineage: Eukaryota; Fungi; Ascomycota; Orbiliomycetes; Orbiliales; Orbiliaceae.